GAAGGUACGGUGCGGGUGUGACCUUUUGUUUUCGAGACCGCGUCCGUGAAAAGCAGUCAAAAUCGUGCUCCAGUGGCAUAUUCCGGGCGAAAGCCCAUUCGAGCUAACCAAGAUUAAUAGCCUAUCGGAUAUCACCGGCGGAGGCGGCGGCAUGACGGUACCGGUACAGCGAAACUCGAUGGCCGUAUUGCAGCCUCCACGGUCACGGUUCAUGAUCAACGAUAUCCUGGCCGGAAGCCAAAGCCAUCAUCACCACCACCAGGGUCAUCAGGGCAACGGCGGUAGCGGUGGAGGAGGAGGAGGAGGUGGAGGUGGCGGAGCGGACAGCAUCAACGGUAGCAGUAGCGAAGGUCGAACGCCGAGCCCUGGUCCGCGGGAUCUGAGCAUAGUACCGGGGGGACAUCAUCUGCAUCAUCCGGGAGCCGGUGGCUUGACGCCGGGAGCGCAACAUCACCUAGGCCUGCAUCACCACCAUCACCAUCAUCACCAUCACGGGGUGGACGACGAUGUCAAGAGUGAAAGUGACAGCGACGACAGCGGUCCCCUGGACAGCUCCAGUGUGUGCAGCAACGGUGGCAAGGACGAGGACGGCAAUAGCAUAAAGAAUGGAAUGGGCCUGAGCGGAUCGUCGGGACUGAGUAAAAAGCAGCGGAAAGCACGCACGGCCUUCACCGACCACCAGCUGCAGACGCUGGAGAAGAGCUUCGAGCGGCAGAAGUACCUGAGUGUGCAGGACCGGAUGGAGCUGGCGAACAAGCUGGGCCUGAGUGACACCCAGGUCAAGACGUGGUACCAAAAUCGAAGAACCAAAUGGAAGCGGCAGACGGCCGUGGGGUUGGAGCUGCUAGCGGAAGCCGGAAAUUACGCCGCUUUCCAGCGAUUGUACGGUGGACCGGCGUACCUCGGCGGUUGGCCAUACCCGGCCCAGGCUGGACCUCCAGGGGCUCCUCAGAGUGCGGUGGACGCUUACUAUCGGCAUGCCGCGGCGGCUGCCGCUCUGCAGAAACCCCUCCCGUACCGGAUCUACCCGGGCGUCCCGGGACUGGGAACGCUCAACACCAUUCCGGGUCCAAGCGCACCGUUCCCGCACCUGUCAGCGUCCUCGUCGUUAUCCACGCUCAGCAGCUACUACCAGGCUAGCAGUCAACAGGCGGCGGUGGCGGCUGCAGCUGCUGCCGCUUCCCACAACUCUCCCGGUGGCGCCGGAAGUCCCAACAAUGGAAGCGCGGGCAUCCAAAACAGCGCCGGUGGCAUCCAUAACAAUAACAACAACAACAACAACAACAUCCACGGCAGCACCAGUAGUCUAAGUAGUCAACCCCGGCGGUCACCGAGUCCAACGCUGAAUCCGGGCAGUCCACCGGGGCGAUCCGAGAGCAAUCCGCCCAGUGACGACGAAGACGAAAACAUACAGGUCUGAGAGCCCAGUGUGAUCCCCGAUGAAAAACACUCAUAUACGUAUAUAUAGAGAUAGCAGUGUAAGGAAAGAAAAUAGUGAUUAUUAUUUUUAAUAGCAUUUAUUUAAAGCAGAUAUU
Molecule: messenger RNA, 1535 nt
Organism: Ochlerotatus camptorhynchus
Lineage: Eukaryota; Metazoa; Arthropoda; Insecta; Diptera; Culicidae
Product: homeobox protein B-H1-like
Exons: 3
Coding region: 152-1420 (422 amino acids)
Biological process (GO): regulation of DNA-templated transcription
Molecular function (GO): DNA-binding transcription factor activity, RNA polymerase II-specific; DNA binding
Source: RefSeq, a predicted model, not a curated record